This is a messenger RNA of Olea europaea var. sylvestris, 1390 nucleotides long. RefSeq lists its product as uncharacterized. The transcript has 6 exons. The record is from RefSeq and is a predicted model, not a curated record. NCBI's taxonomy places the organism in Eukaryota, Viridiplantae, Streptophyta, Magnoliopsida, Lamiales, Oleaceae. The coding region runs from base 151 to 1173 and encodes 340 amino acids.
UGGCAUUUUAUUAAAGUCAAAAGAGAGAUGGAGAAAUGAAAUGCGUGCACCAAAAUCCUCAUCUUCUUGUAGUUCAAAAUAUUCCAUCAUUACAGUCUCUAAUAAAUUUGGAAAAUAAAAACGAAAAAAAUUCCGAAACAACUCUGUAAAAUGGUUUUCAGGAAAUUCUUGCGUUAUAUGGGAUUGGCAAAGCAGCCUACACAGCCUACCCUUCCUAUUGAUUGCAGUAGCAAUUCACCCAGAGUCAGGCUCAGUGAUGGAAGAUUUUUGGCUUACAGGGAAAGAGGAGUCCCCAAGAGCAAGUCCAAUUUUAGGGUUAUUAUUGUUCAUGGAUUUGGAAGUUCUAAAGAGAUGAAUUUCGAGGCAUCCCAGGAACUACUGGAGGAGUUGAGAAUAUAUCUUGUGAUGUAUGAUAGAGCUGGAUAUGGAGAAAGUGAUCCAAAUCCUAUGAGAUCAUUAAAAAGUGAAGCAUCUGAUAUUGAGGAACUAGUUGAUAAAUUACAAUUAGGACCUAAAGUCUAUGUUAUCGGAGUUUCACUAGGAUGUUACCCUGCCUGGAGUUGCCUUAGACGCAUACCAAACAGGCUAGAAGGCAUUGCUCUUGUAGUUCCGUAUAUAAAUUAUAAAUGGUCUUCUCUACCUAGUGAUUUGGUAAAGGAUGAUUAUAGGAAGGGCCUUUUGCGCUGGAUGUUCCGUGUUGCACGCUAUACUCCCAGAUUAUUACACUGGUGGGUGACUCAGAAAUUGUUUCCAUCAUCUACUGCCCUUGAACAAAACCAUGCAUUUUACAGUGACAAAGACCUAGAGGUAUUGAAGAAAACACCAGGCUACCAAUUGUUUACUCAGAAAAGGCUAAGGAAACGAAGUGUGUUCGACUCCCUACGGCUGGACUUUAUGGUGGCUUUUGGAAAGUGGGAUUUUGAUCCGAUGGAUCUGCCCAAUCCAUACCCUCAAAAGGAAAGCCGCGUUCACAUCUGGCAAGGUUACGAAGACAAAGUUGUGCCAGUUCAAUUACAAAGAUUUGUCUCCCAAAAGUUACCUUGGAUAAGGUAUCAUGAAGUUCCUGAUGGAGGGCAUUUACUUGUCUAUGAUGGUGCAGUUUGUGAAGCCAUUUUGAGGUCUCUUUUGCUUGGAGAAGAUUCUCCACUAUACAUCCCUAAAUUAGAUAGCUAGUGCACCUUUGUUAAACACUAUUAGAUAGAAUUGUAUUUUAUUCAUCAUUUUUUUUGUGCUAUACUGUACUAUCCAGCGCUUGCUAUUAGUUGCUUGCUUCAUUCUUGUCAUCCAAUUGAUGAUCUUGUAAAUAGUUUGUUUACUAGAGAUUGGAUAUAAGUGUGACAUUAAAUGAUCGAGAAAACUUCCUGAUUGAAAUGAAAUGAUUGUUGCUAUC